AUGGCAGAUUCUCCAACUGAGAAACCUAGUCAGGCUGCAUCCUCUCUGGCACCUGGAGGAAUGGGAAGAGAAGAAGAAGGAGGGGGAGGAAGAGUAGCGGAUUCGACGCAGGAACUGCAGCCUAUCAUCAUGGACACAAUCAAUAAGCUCUCAUGUACUCUUUCAUUUGAGCAAAUAUCAAGCAUAGAGGAGACCUUACAACAUAUCAAGUGGCAUAAGCAGCGACAUCAACAACAUUCACCAUAUCAACAGCAGCAGCAGCAGCAACAACAAAGUCAAUUGCAGCUCCCUCCGCAGCAGCUACAAGAUUAUGAUACUUCUAUCCAACCGGAGCCUUCCGGUUCUGCACAGGCGUCUCAGCAAUCACUUCUUGUUUCAUCAUCACAGCAACUACAGCGACAACGACCGCCAUCUCUACCACGCACGACCAUGCCUGCUAUGCGUCACUUUAUGUCUGUCAUGACUUCUGCUUCAGAAGAGGCUGUCACAUUGCUACCUACUGCGCCCUUAAUCAAACUGGCUGAGGAUGGAGUACCCUGGCUCACAUUCGCCUACAACACGAGAACUUCUCGAACUUUGUGCAAAAUUCGUGCUGACAUUGAUUCCAUUCAGGAUAUUACCGUCAUGGAUACUCCUGCGGACUUUCGAUCCCUCAACUGUAUUUAUGUAAACGCAAAUGGGCCUGAGAAUUGUUAUAAAGGUGCAAAGGCCCGCCGAGAUUUUGAGCGUGAAUGUAACGAGCAAGGGUGGAAACUGGCAUAUCUGAAUCCACAAGUGUUGGCUGGCAAAAAAGGUCUUUUACAACAAGCCGUAAAUAGCUUGCGGAAUGCGACUGUGAAACAGAGGUCUCGAAGGGCCCGUAGGCGUGAGAAGAACCUUCGACUGGCAAUGGAUACAAUCAUAGCCUCGCAAGGAAGCCUUCCGAACCAGUACCAAUAUCAGCAUCAAUAUCAGCACCAGGAAAAAACAUGGAAACAGGCGUCAGAGCAAGGUCUAGACUUGGCGCAGGGGCUUGCAAGGGUUGGUCCGCAGCGGGAGCAGCCCCAAUCCUCUCCAGAAUUUCAUCCGCCUUCAGCAGCACAACGCGCUCUGCAAUGGCGGCCACUCUUGGUACCGUCUCUGCUACCUCAGGAGGAACGGCAGGUUACUAUGGAUACCACUUCAAGAAGCGACACGGCGGAGGAACCUUCCUCAUUACUGCCUUCACCAAAGACCAUCCUUGUUUCGCCAACACUUCCACAACAAAACCUUCCUAAUCUCGGAUAUUUCAAGCAUGUGCCUCCAUACACUGUCACCACCGCAGAUCUAGAUUACUAUCUGGAAUUUGAUGGGUUUUUUGAUGGCCGAUUUCAAAAAGUCCAUGUCCUGCAUUAUGGGAUUGAACAGGUCCAAGUAGACGAACUGUCUUUGGAAUUCAAAAGAGCCAACGCUGUAUUCCCUCGGUCAUUUUCAGAUGAUAGUCAAAAAUCUGGGAACACUAGGAAGAAUAGACGUAAUAAUAAUAACAAAGAUGAGAAUGAAGACGAAGAUGAAAACGAGAAUGAUAAUGGCGGCUUGUCUGGAUCGCAACAGUGGAAAGUGUCCAAUGCUAGACAAGCAGAAGAAUCUUAUUUAAACGAGCUUGGCUGGAAGCUGUGCUCUCUUAAUCAAGCUGUCCUAGGCGGGAGACGUUUACUACUCCAGCAGGCGUUAAACGCUUAUCGACGUCGAUUCCUUCAUGCAACCUGUCAUCCACGUGCAAGGGUCGCGCCUACUCUCUUAUCAAGAUGGACAAUAGCGCCUUCAUCAUCAUCUUCAUUAUCACCAUUACUCUCUCGGCUCCGAGCAUCGCAACUUUCUACAACACGGACCUUUGAUGAUCACAAUGCUUUUACCCGCUAUAGAUUAAAGGCGUCUCGACCUUUGCAGCAAUAUAUACCGGACCGUCGCGUUCGGCUCAAGGGCUACAGCGAUAAAAAAUAUAUAACGGUCGCCAAGGCAAGGCCGAAGUUUGUCUCUCCCAAAUAUGGAAUGGAUUGCAAUAGCUUUAAACGCAAGAACUUAACGGACAUCAAAACCAAUGGUAAUCUAGGAGACGAAGAAGGAGAUGGAGACGGCUAUGGUAGCGAGAUCGAAGAUGAGACAAACUUUUACCAUGAUAAUGAUGAUGAUGAAGAUGAGGACAAUAUUGGUGGAGGCAGCGACGGUAGUGACGGGGAUAACUCUCAUUCUCAAAUGUCAUUACUGACAUUCACGGGAAAUAUUCGCACCUACAAUCUGGGUUCCGGUUCCGGAUCUGCUAGAAGUCGACCUCGUAUCAAUACCUCCAAUACUAAACUGAAAAGCUUCAGCUGUACUCACUCACCUUUGCAAAGAUCCAGUGAAAGACAUCAUUAUAAUAAAAUUGAGGUCGCUUCCUCGAUGAGUCGGCCAUCCCGCAGAUCGCAUCGUCAAGAGCAUCAGGAGGAUACAUUUAGGCCUCGAAAGAAGGUGAGACGUAAUGAUUUUAAUGAGCUUAGAGCCUCUCAAGACAACGAUAGUGGUGAGAGGCCUUCCAAAGACCCGUCAGGGACAGAUGCUGCUCGGACACAGAUCGGGGAAGUUGAAAACGAUAAUAUUAGUGGCAAUGAUGAUGAUGAGGAAGAUAAUUGGUGGAUGUCGCGGCUUCAAAAUAGCUCCUAUCCUGAGGAUCACAACUUUGUGAGCAUGACGACCGAGGAACUUAUCGAUGCUCUGACAACGGGAUAUAGUAACGAAGUAGAGGACGAGGAGGAUGAAGAGGGAGAAGAGAGAGAGGAGGAAGAGGAGGAAGAGGAGGAAGAGGAGGAAGAGGAGGAAGAGGAGGAAGAGGAGGAAGAGCAGGAAGAGGAGGAAGAGGAGGAGGAGGAGGAGGAGGAAGAAAAAGUCAGCGAGACUGAUUAUGAAUGA
Messenger RNA from Lobosporangium transversale, 2907 nucleotides. RefSeq lists its product as hypothetical. NCBI's taxonomy places the organism in Eukaryota, Fungi, Mortierellomycota, Mortierellomycetes, Mortierellales, Mortierellaceae. The record is from RefSeq and is a predicted model, not a curated record. The transcript is spliced from 3 exons. Bases 1 to 2907 code for a protein of 968 amino acids.